CCUAGGGUUACAAAGAAGCCCAUGAAGAGCUGGCAAGUGCAGAAAAGGGGAACCUGGUACAAUUACGUUGUCUCCAGCAAAGCUCAUAGUGCUAGAAACAAGGUAAAUUGCUGUUGAAACUUUCUUCCAAGCAUGACUACCCUGUGCCUUGCUACGACAGAUAUUUAGAAAAAAACGUUUCAGAACAAGUGUCUGGACUGGAGUUACGGUAAGGCCAGGUGCCAGCAUUUCUCACUAUGGAACCUCUCAAAUCAGACCUAACAGAGGAUUUAAGCAGCAUAUCACCUGUGCUAGUUUGGGUCAUAAGGUCGCAUUUCUGUUUGUGGUUGGUAAGGGCUGUGAGUUUGGACAGAAAAGUAGUACCUGCUAAAAUCACUAUGCUUCGUUUAAACAUAGAGUUGGUAAGCUGAUUAUGGAAAGAGUUUGUAGUAGGAAAGUAAGGUUGAGGAUAGGUUAUACUGUAAGUUCGUGUCUCUAGAAAACUCUGAGAAAGGACUCCCAAAUCAGUCAGAAAAAAAGAUGAAUUAAGGUAUGGAUUGUGCUAGUAAGUGUCAUGGGCUAUAUUUAGUCUUUGGGUGGUGAAAGUCUAAACCAAAGGAAUAGAACUAAUGAAAUCUAGAGAAAUUUCACUGAUUAAAAAAGAUACCUAACAUUUUGGAGCUAGUGCCAGCUACUGUGGGGUGAGCCUAUUAUCUAUGUUACCAAAAGGAUUCAGAAGAAACCAGACUGCAUAACCCACCAAAAAAUUACAGGUUAGAAUUCAGGAUUUGUUUAAAUUAGCUGACCUUAUAUUUGCUAAACUCCAAGAUCUGAGAAAAUUGUAUAUUCAAAAAGUUAUGAGCUCCAACAACAAAGGCUAGCAAUGUCAGGGGCAACAUUUAUACUGGCAGGGUUCACCUAGGUUUAAGUUCUGAUUAGGAAAAAGAAAUGGUCCUAGUUUAAAAAGGCUAUAAGGUAUGGGCUCCAAAAUGCCCAAAUUUAUAUGUGGCUAGGUAAUCAUUCUUGAACCAGCCCAAUUUCUGUACAUUCCAAUCUGAAGCAGAUGAAUAAUAGAAAAUAGCUUUCAGGACUGCUGCUGAGGAAACUGUGAAAUCUGGGGGUGUCCCAGUCAAAUGAGAUAGAAAUACAGUUGGGUAGAAGUGCUACUCACCAGAAGUAAUAGUUUAUACAAGAAUAAUGCAACUAAUACUUGGUCUCAGCCGACUUUGCUUUGGGUCCGGUGUGGGGAGAAAAGUAAUUAAUGGCCUGACAGCAAUUUUCAAGCUUUACCAAGUUUACAUUGCUCUGAAAUCAUCUAAAUAGCACUUAAGUAAACUAAAACUAGGAUAAAUUCCUUGGCUCUGGUAACAAAUUUAUUAGUGAGUAGCUUCCAUGACAAACUGGCUGGUACCUGGGAUCACAAGGUAGUGCUUAUCCGGAGCCAAGAGAGAAUGUACCCGACUGGAGAAAAAUUAGGCGGGGCAUCGUAAGGACAUCCACGAUGACAGAGGCUUAUGGCAAGUGUUUGACUGAGCACAGGCGGGGCUGCUGUAUUGUCGUUCAUAGCAAAAAGGACUGCAAUUAUCUCUGCACGUCAGUCUCCCAUCACACGGAUGUACCUUAAAAGUGCUAUGGCUAAUGUAAAGACAGAAGAUGAAAUAAUCCUCUUUGAAAAAGAAAUGAAUGAGUUUUGGACCAAAAUAAAAAGCAUUUAUGGCACAGAACAGAUCAAUCAGACUUUAGCACUGAGGGAUUCAUGCAAGGAAUCCAUAAAAACACUUUCAGAGAAAUGGUCCAAGAAGCUGAAAGAAGGGGACCUGAUGAUUGACAAAAUUCAGGAGUAUAGCAAUGAGAUUCUCCAGCAGAGCAAACGCAUAUCAGAAAAUCAAGAGCAUUUGACAGAAAUAAAAUCUAACCUAAAUCAAGAACAAGAGCAAAAGAAGGACUUGACUGACAGCAUUCAAGAGCUUAAGGAAGAGUUGAUGAAGAAAAAGGAAAUAAUAUCUUCUAAAAACAAAGCCACUAAGGAGAGAGUGGAACGACUGUGUAAGUCUAAAGUUCUCUUUGAAGAGCGGCUUGGAUUGGAGAUACGCAGAAUUCACAAUGAACAAUUACAGUUUAUAUUCAGACACAUUGACCACAAAGAUCCUGACAAGCCAUAUGUGUUUACCCUUUCCAUAAAUGAACAGGGAGAUUAUGAAGUGACUUCCUGUACCCCUCCUCUGGACUGUAUAGCAGAGUUCCAGCUCAAAGUGAGAGAAACUAAUAAUUUUUCUGCGUUUGUUGCCAACAUCAGAAAAGCUUUCACUGCUUUAACUUAUAAAUAGUCUGCAUAGAACUAGUUUGUAUCUCUCUUUCUAGCUGUAGAGCACUCACUUCCUUCCUGUAUUGUGAGAGUAUGUAUUUAUUCAUGUCUUACUCUAAUUUCUAAGAAAAAAAAAUGAAAACA
This is a messenger RNA of Athene cunicularia (burrowing owl), 2428 nucleotides long. RefSeq names its product SPC25, NDC80 kinetochore complex component (gene SPC25). Bases 1593 to 2306 code for a protein of 237 amino acids. Lineage: Eukaryota; Metazoa; Chordata; Aves; Strigiformes; Strigidae. Gene Ontology annotation, cellular component: Ndc80 complex. The transcript is spliced from 7 exons. The record is from RefSeq and is a predicted model, not a curated record. Gene Ontology annotation, biological process: chromosome segregation.